GUUUCAGUUCUGAAAGAUUGAAAGAUGAACCUGAUACGAAACAAAACUCUUAAGAAAUUUGACGUCACACCGCUUUAUAUUGUAGAAGAUCAUAACGAUGUUGUACCAUUCAUCCACAGGGGUAUUGGCAGUAAACACCUACCUAUUGAGGACAUCAUAUUUGUACAUUUUGACUCCCAUCCAGAUCUACUAAUUCCAUGUGAUAUGAAGGCAGAUGAUGUUUACAAGAAAGAUGUCUUAUAUCAGACAUUAAGUAUAGAGAACUGGAUUAUACCAAUGGUAUAUGCUGGACAUAUCAGUCAUAUUAUAUGGUUUAAACCUCCAUGGUGUGAACAAAUUCAGGAUAAAGUAAUCCAGUUCUAUGUUGGGAAGUGUAACACUACAGGUUGUAUAAGAACAACAUGCAAAGAAAAUUAUUUUGUUAGUGAAACUUUAUACUGUUCAGAAGAAAACUUAGAGAACAAGAAAGAGGUCAAACUCUCAGUUAUUACAAUAGUUCCUAAUAGAUGGGAACAGUCAUGUAAUGACAGGGAACCAUCAAGCAGUGCUAAACAAGGAAUAAAAGUUGACACUGAUAUAGAAACCAGAAUAUCUACUGAAAAUGAUACAUGUACAUCAAAUAAGAGUGAAAACUGUAACAAAAAUAGAUGUGAUAAUGAUAAUUCAGGUCAAGAUACUAAACGACUAUGUACAGAGGAAUUAAAGAUGAAAAAUGAAUAUUCUAAUUCUCUAUCAACUUGUGAUAAUUUAGCAAUAUCCGAAGAUUUGAACAAACAGCUUGAAAUCUUACACAAGUCUUUCAGAGACAAACAUUUCAUUUUAGACAUUGACCUUGAUUUCUUUUCAACUCAGAAUCCAUUUAGAGUUAUGUACUCAGACAAAGUCUAUGGAAUGCUGAAAGAUCUGUAUAGAUUUGACAAACCUAAGAACUUAUCAGAUGAAGGAAUAUCUAAAUGUACCAUGGAGAGACAGAAACAGUUAUCAGAACUGAAAGCAGUGUUUUAUAAGAUACAUCAGGAUAGAAAUGCUGAAAUUGAUCAUCCCAGCAAAGAUUUAAUACUGAUCCUUAAAGAGGCUAUAUCAAAUAAAGAGGAGAAUCCUGAUUUUCAGUUACUACAUGAAGCAGGAUGCACAUGUGAUGACACAGAGUUACCACAUCAUGUCAGCUCUGAAGGGGAGAUAACUCUACUCAUAUCUGCUGUCCAGGAAACUCUUAGCCACUUUCAUAAACCUGUGAUGGUUACAAUGGCAAGAUCCAGUAUAACAGAUGAAUACUGUCCACCAGAUCAAGUUGAAUCAAUACAAGAACAGACAUUAGAAAUGCUACAAGAUUUAUAUUUAGAAAUAAAUGUUACAAAUGAUUAUGAUGAUCGGGAUGACAAUGUUUAAAAAAGCUGAUGCCUAUUUAAAUGACAUCUUAUCCAUAGAUAUGUAUUUGGAAUAGUGAACUUUUGUUAAUUUGGUGCCAUAAUCAUAUCCAGAGUUGUAUACUGUACCCCAUACACCAGAUGUUGCUGUUACUCAAUGCACCAUUCUCUCCAAUAACAGAAUAAAAAGAGCAGGGAUCCAGUCACAAUAUUUGGUACACUAAACUGUGAUUCAGACAUAUCUAAUAUGUCUGUUCGAGUAAAAACUUCUAUGGCCACCAGUAAUCAGCAAUAUCUGGUAUACAGGGAUACCGUUAAGGAGAGAGGAUAUUUCUUUCAUUUAUUUUUAAGUCUAUCUUCAUUGAUAACUUCAGAAUUUGUGUUGCAUUGAGAUCCAAGAAACUACACAUAGUGAAUCGAAGAAGUAACACUCUUUGGACAGAAACUGGGUAGUAAUCAUUGUGAAGGACUGAACAAUUUAUAUGUUACCAUGACAUAUUACAUUUGCAAUGCUACCUCUGGUGGAUUGUUUUGCUGUUUAUCUGAAAUCCUAUAUGGGUUAGUGGCAUUACUUUGUAUCCUUCACUUUUGUUUAUGUUGCAAUAGGAAAUGUAUGCAAGAAAUAAAUCAGGAAUAUAGUCAAAAUAAUCAAAUUAUACAUACUUUCUAUGUAAAGGUCAUAUUACUCAUACUGUAUAUACAACACUUUUUGAGUUGCCUGUGAUAUUUGCGAUUACACAUGUGUUUGUUUAGUAUAAAAGUAAUCAAUAAAAACAUGAAAAAGAAUUGAA
Mytilus californianus (California mussel) is the source of this 2158-nucleotide messenger RNA. Its product is annotated as UPF0489 protein C5orf22-like. Bases 25 to 1389 code for a protein of 454 amino acids. The transcript has 6 exons. The record is from RefSeq and is a predicted model, not a curated record. NCBI's taxonomy places the organism in Eukaryota, Metazoa, Mollusca, Bivalvia, Mytilida, Mytilidae.